AUGGAUGAAUCAAAUUCGAUGGGUGAACAUCGAGAAGUUGCAUCAAUUACUGACACGUGUUCUACAUCAAGGGAUGAUAAAAUUGGUAUAUCAAUGAAAUGUGUAGCGGCGCGAAUCGAAUAUCUGAAUUCACAGUUUCUUGUGUUUGAUGCUAGUGUAGCGGAACAAAUGAUGAGAGAAUGUCGUAUUAUCGCCGAAGCAUGUGGUACUUCUCCCGAUGCACGCGCUGAUCUUCGGAAAUACGGAGCUCCGUUCGUUUUAAUGCCGGAACAAGUGGCUGUACUUGUUGAAUAUGAAGAUAUUCCUACUGAAAGAAGAGAUGCCGAACAUUCAAGAGUUCAUUCCACAAAGCUGGAUGAUGUAGCAUUAAGGAAAAAAGCCGAGAUGAUAGCGAAAGGUCGGAAGGUAAAAAAGCUGAAACGUCAGGCUAAUCGCGGAGCUACAGCUGCAGCUCUGAAGGUUCGACGUUGUGAUAUUGUUAAUGUGGAAGUUACAGCUUCCGAAAUAGACGAUACAGUGGAGGAGCUAUCGAAGUCUGACAAUAUCCCUAAGCAAGAGGAUACUUGGUUUCUUCCGUUGUAUGAUACUCGUGAGGAAGCAUAUGAAGAAAUAGAAAGACCACCGCUUCCUAAAAGUUCGGUUUUCCGAAUUAGGUUGAACACAUUUCGUGAUUUAUGGCGCAGAGGUUAUUAUUUAACAUGUGGUUUGAAAUUCGGAUGUGAUUACCUUGCUUAUGAAUCUGCUCCUGGUGAGGAUCAUUCCAAGUGGUUAGUGAAAUGUGUGGAUUCACAAGAUGCUUUAUCUUCCUUAGAUCUUAUUGCACUUUCAAGGCUUUCCUCUCAGGUGAAGAAGCAUGUCUUGCUAGCUGUUGUCUCACCUGACACUUUAUCACCUUACUAUAUUGAAUAUUCCUGGUGGAAACCCCAGCGAUCUGGAAAUGUAUAA
Molecule: messenger RNA, 945 nt
Organism: Cercopithifilaria johnstoni
Lineage: Eukaryota; Metazoa; Nematoda; Chromadorea; Rhabditida; Onchocercidae
Source: the annotation of a GenBank genome assembly